AUGGAUCAUGGCGUCAUGGGUGGUCGCCGAGCUAUGGUCACUACGGAAAACGAGGGGAAGCAGACGAGAGGUUCGUGCGAACGGGAUACUCUCAAUCUGAAGGACCGCUCUUCACGGGCCUGCAUCGGAAUAAACCAAGUGCCCAUGUCCUUUGGUCUUCAGUGCGGUGAUGUGAUGAAGAUGACUGGCAGUCUCCUUUGGAAUGUGCUGGCCAUGCGCUGUAAGGGGUAA
This is a messenger RNA of Penicillium diatomitis, 231 nucleotides long. RefSeq lists its product as uncharacterized. Bases 1 to 231 code for a protein of 76 amino acids. The record is from RefSeq and is a predicted model, not a curated record. The transcript has a single exon. Lineage: Eukaryota; Fungi; Ascomycota; Eurotiomycetes; Eurotiales; Aspergillaceae.